Messenger RNA from Fopius arisanus, 1521 nucleotides. It is a transcript of the gene Gas8, whose product is annotated as Growth arrest specific protein 8. The transcript has 6 exons. Gene Ontology annotation, molecular function: small GTPase binding; microtubule binding. Gene Ontology annotation, biological process: cell motility. Gene Ontology annotation, cellular component: motile cilium; Golgi apparatus; microtubule. The record is from RefSeq and is a predicted model, not a curated record. Bases 130 to 1326 code for a protein of 398 amino acids. NCBI's taxonomy places the organism in Eukaryota, Metazoa, Arthropoda, Insecta, Hymenoptera, Braconidae.
ACCAUCUGUGAUAACCUUUUCAUUUUAACCCACGACUCCAGUGAAUUUUAUUAAAAAAUUCAGUUUAAAAUCUGAAUCGGUUAAAUAAAUUAUUUAGGUAAAUAGCCGCGUGAGGGUAACAGUGCAAAUAUGGGACCAAAAAAAGCAAAGGGAAAGACAAUGGACUCUGUAGACGGCGUUGAUACAUCGAAAAUGAGUCGAGAACAGCUUGAGUUGUACUCUCAUAAAAUUCUGGAAGAAAUGGAGAGAGAGCGGGAGGAACGAAAUUUUUUUCAACUUGAAAGGGAUAAAUUGCGCACUUUUUGGGAAAUCACGAGACAUCAAUUAGAUGAGGCGAGAGCUGCUGUCAGGAAUAAGGAGAGGGAGAAGGAGGAGUUGACGGAGAAACAUGAGGCGGAAAUUAAAUUGUAUAAACAGAAAAUCAAACACCUGAUGUACGAACAUGAGACCAAUUUGUCGGAGACCAAAGCAGAGCACAUGGUUGCUCUCAAAAUUUCUCAGGAUAAUCAUAAUGAUGAGGAGAAGCAACUCAUAAAGGAUAAAGGCGAAUUGCGAAAGAUCCAGAAGAAUCAGGAACUUAAUUGUAUCAAUCAGAUUCGGGACAUUAAGCUGAAAAAUGCUGAGGAAACCAGUGCUUUGAUGAAGAAAUUUCAAUGUGAAGCUAUGGAACUUGAGAAAAAAUAUGAAGAAAAAUUAAUGACACAAUACGAGUCAUUAAUUCUGAAGCAUCGCAUGGAGAUAACGGAAGUGGAGGAAAGAAAGAAUAUGCAGAUAUCGAAUUUAAUUAAAGAGCAUGAAAAGGCGUUUGCGAAUAUCAAGUCGUAUUACAACGAUAUUACGUUGAAUAAUUUGUCACUCAUGCAAAGUCUGAAGGAUCAAAUGGAGGUAAUGAAAAAUCAUGAAGAACGCAUGAAGAAACAAGUUCGAGAAUCGGUCACAGAGAAUAAGAGAUUAUCAACGAGUUUGAAAGAAUGUGAAGAACAAGUCGCAGAUUUGACUCGACAGUUGACAAACUAUGAGAAAGAUAAAUCGUGUUUAAUAAAUACAAAAAGAAGACUCACUUCGAUCUCUAAGGAUUACGAGAACUUGAAAUGGGAAAAUGAAGUGCUGGAAUUGAGAUUUGAAAAGUGUCAAGGUGAACGCGACGAAUUGCACUCGAGAUUUGUCUCGUCGAUUUUGGAACUUCAGCAGAAAACUAGUUUAAAAAAUGUACUCCUGGAGAAGAAACUUGAGAAAUUAUCCGAUUUAAUGGAGCAGCGGGAAAUCCAAAUAAGUCAAGUGCUCGAAAUUCCACUUUCCAACUCCGCUGUUAUAACAGCGGAAUAAUUACAGAACAUAUUUUUAUAAACUACCAAUAAAAUUAUAAACCACUAUCAAUUGAAAAUCAUAAUCCUUAUCAUCGAUAAGAAAUCAGAAUUCCGGUACAAGUCAGGAAUGUUUGAGAACCAGCGAGAAAUCUCUAAAAAUUCCUCCGUCUUAACAUUCUUUCUCCAGAUGUUUCCGCUACGUCCAAAUGUUUCC